Yarrowia lipolytica CLIB122 is the source of this 939-nucleotide messenger RNA. RefSeq lists its product as uncharacterized. Gene Ontology annotation, molecular function: FFAT motif binding. NCBI's taxonomy places the organism in Eukaryota, Fungi, Ascomycota, Dipodascomycetes, Dipodascales. Gene Ontology annotation, biological process: endoplasmic reticulum membrane organization. Gene Ontology annotation, cellular component: endoplasmic reticulum membrane; plasma membrane. The record is from RefSeq and is a predicted model, not a curated record.
AUGGAAAUCACCCCGGAAAAGCUGGAGUUUCACGCUCCCUUCACUAAGCACACAUCCAACAAUCUGGAGCUGCGAAACCCUACUAACGAGUACUUUGCCUUCAAGGUCAAGACCACAGCCCCCAAGUUGUUCUGCGUCCGACCAAACGCCUCCAUUGUCGCCCCCAAUGAGAGCCUGACCGUGUCCAUUACCCACCAGGCCCUCCCCCAGGAGCCCGGUCCCGACUACACCUCCAAGGACAAGUUCCUGAUUCUGUCGGCACCUCUCAACGAGGCUGCCGUCCAGGCCGGUGAGAACCUCGCCAACUUUGUUGAGAAGACUAAGGAGAACAUUGCCGAGUUCUGGACCCAGGCCGAACACACCAAGUCCGUGCCCAUCACCAGCAAAAAGAUGAAGGUGCAGGUGCGACCCUUUGACGCCAACGGUCAGCACUCUCACGAGCUCGGAGCCGGAGGCGCCGCCCUUGGAGCUGGGGCCGUGGCUGGAGGUGCCCUUGGCCACAGCGCCUCUCGAGGCGACCAGACUCUCGGCGACGAGUCCUUUGCCAACUACGAGGCUGCCGCCCAGUCUCCUGCUCCCCACUCCCCUGCCAACCAGCAGUUUAACAACUUCCAGCAGCAGCAGCAGCAACACUACCAGCAGCAGGUUCCCUCCUCUGCCUCCGGUAUUGCUUCUCAUCCGACCGAGGCCGUCAACCGAGGCGCUGAGGCCGUUGGUGCUCCCUCUGCCUCCUCUCAGGUCCACUCCCAGGACUCUGCUGCCCUUGGACAGGCACAGGACAACAUUUCUUCUCUCAAGAAGGACAUCGGAAGCACCUCUGAGAAGCAUACUGUUCCCUCUACCCAAACCUCUCAGGCUGUCGGCUCCCAGGGUGUGCCUGUUGGAGUUGUUGCUAUUGUUGCUCUCCUGGCUCUUCUUGUUGGAUGGUUCUUCUUAUAG